Molecule: messenger RNA, 3445 nt
Organism: Notothenia coriiceps (black rockcod)
Lineage: Eukaryota; Metazoa; Chordata; Actinopteri; Perciformes; Nototheniidae
Gene: nup58
Product: nucleoporin 58
Exons: 14
Coding region: 307-2085 (592 amino acids)
Biological process (GO): nucleocytoplasmic transport
Cellular component (GO): nuclear pore
Molecular function (GO): structural constituent of nuclear pore
Source: RefSeq, a predicted model, not a curated record
AGGAAACACCAGGCGGGUAAUAGGAAAAGUAACACCAUGCGAGGAUUUGACAUGCAAUAUUAGGCGUCUUUAAUUAUCUGAAACACAUAAGAAAGGGUUGCGAACACUGCAACGGAAGGGUCCGCAUUGAACCUUAGCAUUUUUUGAAAAAGCCAACAUUUGAUCUGGUCUUUUAAAGGCAAGACCGAAGAUUUGGCCCUCACGCGGGCAUCUUUCAAAGCUAACUAGCGUGUUAGCUGUGAUGCUGAGUGUCUUCAUGAGUGUCCAAAUCACCUGUUUGUGUUAAUGCGUUGCUUCUAAGACAACAUGUCUGGAUUUAACUUUGGAACAGGGACCCUGGGAGCCGUCAACCCUGGUGGGGGAUUCUCAUUUGGAGGCGCAACCAGUACACCUGCAGCCAAUGCCGGUGGCUUCUCUAUGGGCACAGCCCUCGGUACAGCAGCCACAACCCUUACUGCCACCACAGGUGCCACCCCAUCUCUCGGACUUGGAGGCGGUCUCUUCGGUCAGAAACCUACUGGAGGAUUCUCUUUCAACACACCUGCAUCAGGUGCUGUUGCACCCACUACAGGCCUUACAUUAGGUGCACCUGCUGCUACAGGUGCAGCCACUGGUUUUAGCUUGGCCUUCAACAAGCCCACCGCCUCAGCAACACCCUUCUCCCUCACCACCUCCACGCCCUUGGCAGCUCCUGGAGUGGCAGGCUUAUCGUUCGGCUCUGUCCUGACAGCCACAGCUCCACAGCAGACUUCAGCCUUCGGCCUGGGUCUUGGGGGUGCAGCAACCACCACAGCAGCAUCCUUAACAGGCCAAACACUGGGCGGAAGUCUCUUCGCCAACACUUUGGCUUCAGGUUUGGGUCAGACUCUUGGAGGUGGGUUAACGUUAGGUUCUCUGCUAGCUUCCUCCACUGCAUCAGCAGUGGCCCCGGCCCCCAGUCUUGGCCUGGGUGGAGUCGACUUCAGCACGUCCUCUGAGAAUAAGAGCGACACAUCAUCUGGAGCCAAUGCAAAGGACAGUAAAGCUUUGAAAGAUGAGAACCUACCACCAGUUAUUUGUCAGGAUGUUGAGAAUUUCCAAAAAUUUGUUAAAGACCAGAAACAGGUUCAGGAAGACAUCAGCAGGAUGUCAUCUAAGGCCAUUUCUAAAGUCCAAGACGACAUCAAGAGCCUCAAACAGUCUCUCUCUGUCAGCGCCAGCGGCCUGCAGCGCCAAGCUCUGGCCAUCGACAAGCUCAAGAUGGAAACAGCGCAGGAGUUGAAAAAUGCUGACAUAGCACUGCGUACACAGAAGACCCCCCCUGGACUUCAGCAUGAGAACAAUGCUCCAUCAGAUUAUUUCCGGAGCCUGGUAGAGCAGUUUGAGGUUCAGUUGCAGCAGUACCGACAGCAGAUAGAAGAAUUGGAGAACCACCUGACAACACAGAGCAGUGGCUCCCACAUCACUCCUCAGGACUUGACCAUGGCUAUGCAGAAGUUGUACCAGACAUUUGUCGCACAGGCUGCCCAGCUCCAGUCUGUUCAUGAGAAUGUCAAGAUCUUGAAGCACCAAUACCUCUCCUACCGCCGGGCCUUUCUAGAAGACUCUACGGACGUCUUUGAGUCCAAACGGGCGUCAAACAGGAAGUGGCAGAGCACGCCGCGAGUCACGACGGGGCCGGCCCCUUUCUCUAAUGUGCCCAACGCUGCAGCGGUUGCCAUGGCAGCCACGUUGACCCAGCAACAGCAGCCAACUCCAGGGACCCAGGCACCCUUGGGGGUAGGGUUCGGAAACCCCUUUGCCUCGGCAGUGGGCACUAGCUUGGGCUCUUCUACCCUUGGAGGUUUUGUUGGUGGGCCAGGAUUUGGUGGGGUGGGGACUGGGGGGUCUUCUUUUGCCUUCUCCACCAGUAAGCCCACAGGAGGCAGUCUGAGUGCAGGUUUCGGUAGCAGCAGCACCUCAGGAUUUAACUUCAGUAACCCUGGCCUCAACACGUCGGCUGGCCUGACCUUUGGCGUGUCUAACCCGGCAGCUGCAGGCUUCGGCCAAACACCCCUCCUCCAGCUCAAGAAACCCCCUGCUGGUAACAAAAGGGGAAAGAGAUAAAACCACAGAAACACUUAAACCCUGACUGACUAGCUCGGUGUCUGUAACGGGUAAGGCCUGGUCUCCCAGAAGCAUAUCAGUGCUUUAAUAAUCACUAUCCAACUACAGAACAAAGAACAUUUUAACCAGACUAAAUGAUCCAGGCUUUGAUUAAAACAACCAUAAAUCAACACCACAGGAUCACACUUUAAAAUCACAUUGAGGUAUGUACUAAAUAAACAUUGAGAAAACCAAAAUCCUAUGACCAACAAACAUCUUUCUAACAAACAUUGGUGUCUAUAGUCCUAAAGUGUUGCUCUUCACAUGUUCUCAUUAGAUUAGAUUAGACAAUUCAAUUCCUUCAAUGACCUUGGUCUUUUGGAUGCCCGGCAACUAAAUACAUUUGCUAGACAGUGGAGUUCAAGGAAAACUUAAAAAUUGUCUUUGCAUAAUUUAAAAUAUGAGUUUGCAUUAACUCAAACAUGCUGCCUGCACAUUACAAUCUGUAGCGCUACAAUGCUCGUGGGAAUCCCAGCCAUGGACAGAUCUGUUUUUUAUAGUUCAGUAAUCUUUGAGGAAUGUCUUUGGUCUGAAUAUUGAUUUUGUGCUUUGAGGUUGACAGUUUUUUCAGUAGUUUACCUAAACUCUGUCAAACUUAUAACUGCAUUUGAAGCCAAUCUAAUGAUAGAUUGGCUGAGGUCUUGUCCAGGAGGGGUAAGAUGAUAUAAAAAGAAAAAAGGCUUAUGAGGAAAUAAGUCUGGAACAGUGUAGUUCCAGUACUAUCUGAUCCUGAAUAGUUUUAUAGGCACAGGAGAGUGUCCAGGGUGGGUUUUUGGGGAAGAACAGCUUUAUUUUUGUAUCAAGUGGAGAAAGAGAUGACACUGGGAAGGGGAAAAGGGGGACUAGCACCUUCCUAGUCCAUUAUGUAGUCCACAUAACCUGUGUUGUUAUUGAUAGAUUCCAUCCUUAUCAUUUUUUGAUAAUUACUUUUUAGACACAUUUAAUUUAGCCCAGCGUAGGAACUUGCGAGAGGGAAUGCUGUGAUUGUAUAACAUGACUCCCAUUACAUCUUAAGUUAGAUGAAUCUGAAAGGGAUUUCACAAGCAGAUUCUACCUAUUCCACUUGUGCUAGAUUAAAUGUGCACUGGCGUAUUUGACCUGACAAUGAUUGUGUGAAUGUGCAUGAAUGAAUUUGUCUCUGGUCUAUUAUAGUUGCUUUUUUUAAUUGUCCAUCUCUGUUUGGUUACCAAAUACUGGUAGUUGUACUAUUAUUUUCUAAUCACAGUCUGUGUAAACCUGUAUUUUCAAGAAGCCGUUUAAUAAUAAAAUCUUAAUGAUGUUUCAUGGCAUCACUUCAAUAAAUAUGUAUGCUGACACAGAA